Messenger RNA from Penicillium daleae, 1926 nucleotides. RefSeq lists its product as uncharacterized. The transcript is spliced from 5 exons. Gene Ontology annotation, cellular component: nucleus. Gene Ontology annotation, biological process: regulation of DNA-templated transcription. NCBI's taxonomy places the organism in Eukaryota, Fungi, Ascomycota, Eurotiomycetes, Eurotiales, Aspergillaceae. The coding region runs from base 1 to 1926 and encodes 641 amino acids. The record is from RefSeq and is a predicted model, not a curated record. Gene Ontology annotation, molecular function: zinc ion binding; DNA-binding transcription factor activity, RNA polymerase II-specific.
AUGGCCUCGCGACUCGCAGCAUGCGAGUCCUGUCGCAAGGCCAAGCUAGCCUGCGACCAUCAACAACCGGUGUGUUCGCGCUGCCAGAAGAGUCGUGGCGUGUGUAUCUACCGCACGGCCCCAUUCAAGCGGCGGCGGGUCGAGAAACCGAGCGUGCGAUCGCCCGAUCCAUCGCCCUCGUUCGAGCCCCGGCGCAAUCUGUAUCCGAACCCUGGAUACUUGGGCUCGUCGAGUCAUGCUGCUAUUUUCAAGCAUAUUACCCCGUCGACAGAUGGCGAGCAGAGCACGAGUACCCAACUACUGGGCUCGGACAAUGCGAGCUCACAAUGGGUGGGAGAUAAUCAUCUGCUGCUGCAGGGCGCAGAUAUUCUGCGACAUCUGUUAACGACCUACUCCUUGUCGGCGAUGAAAGAUCUCGUCCUGUUCUGGCUGGCCAAAGGUGCGAAUUUAGCCCUCGCGGAACCGUUUGUUGCGCAGUGCGCCGAGAGUAUUAGUCAACUGUUCACUACGCAUGACGAGAAUUGGCAUCUGGUCUAUGCUCAGCGUUUACUACAAAACUCCGCCCGACCGUUGCAGUUUGAUGCUUCCGCGGAUCUUCAGAGCUUUUCAGCGCAGUUUCUAGAUCAUCAUGCCCGAUGGGAAACAUUGGGUAUUUUCUUUGCAGCCGUCAGCCGAGCGACGAUUGAUAUUCCCUUCUUUCCACUGCUCUACAAUACCGAGGAACAGCAGUAUACGUUGAGACGCCUUGCCACUAAACUGAGCGACUUUUCGUUGGAAAUUUCACUCUCGCUGGAUUGUCUUAAUGACCUACAGCUGAUAGUGCAGUAUGAGAACUUUAUUGUUCAUUCUUACGUGGAUGGUGACCAAAGCUACCACACCUGGCGCAAGCUUGGAGACGUAAUUUCCUCGACCUUCGCCUUAGGCUAUCACGAGAACCUCGAAGCCAAGCCAGAAAUCCCACUAUUUCUAAUGGACUUACGGAAAACGGCCUUUGCCCGGAUCUACUCUGCGGACAAGAACAUCGCCAUUUUCCUUGGCAGACCGCCGCGAAUGAACAAACGCUUCUGCCACUUCCAAAUUCCUUCUGACGGGACAAUAUUACGUUCAAUCGGAUGCCACUUUACCUGGCACCCGGAUGCAAGAGCUGGAUAUAGGGCGGACACGUGUUGGUCCGCUCUUUGUGCUUCCUUGAAAGAGGAGGUUUGGGAAUUGCUACAAGACAAGCAGGAUGCUGAUUGUGUACGGAGAGCAAGCGUGAUCCAACGGAGAGCCGAGGAGCAAUGGGAAGCUCUACCACCCCAGUUUCGACUAGAAAGCAGCCUAAAGCAGUGUGCACAGAGCCCAUUUGACCGGGACUUUUUAGCACAUGUUCGGCUCAACCAUUUACAUGUCCUAUUCUUACUAAGGCUUCUACUUCUCAACACUCUCACCGAGCCCGAUAUCCCUAUCAUUGAGACGGCGGGGCAAAUGCUUGCUCUCGUGGUUGAGCUCAUUCUACUCCGGGAUCAAUUGACCAAUUCUGGGACUGGUCUCAUCUGGAAGGUCGCAUACUACGGGCUCCCAGCAGCAGGAAUCAUCCUCCUAGCACUCCUAAAACAACACUCCCAUUCCACACGGGGAAUGUCACGAACGAAAAUCCUACGGGAUCUAAGUGUCUUCGUCGCAGAAGUACAAAUCGGCACGAUAGUUAAAACCGGGGACGCGAAUUAUGCGUUGCUGUCUAAAGCCACGCAAACAAUGCAGCGGUUUCUGGACUCAUUUAAUUCGGAUGCUGGACAGCCUCACGAUGGAGGGUCCGAUGAUGCAAAUGAGGAUUGGGCGGCUUUGCUCAGUCAGGAUUUGUGGGAUUUCGAGGCCGGAUUUUGGCAGAGUUUGGCUGAUCAUCCGUCGCUUUUGGUGCUGGAUCCGCCGUUGCCGAAUGUGUGA